Messenger RNA from Oryza sativa Japonica Group (Japanese rice), 547 nucleotides. RefSeq lists its product as uncharacterized. NCBI's taxonomy places the organism in Eukaryota, Viridiplantae, Streptophyta, Magnoliopsida, Poales, Poaceae. The record is from RefSeq and is a predicted model, not a curated record.
UCUCCUCUCCACACCCUCCUCUAUAUAACCCGAGUUCCCUCUUUCUCACCAGCACAGCAUCAACUACUCAGCAUUGCAACAACUCUACUGCAAACCAAAUCAGGAGCAAGAAACCACAGGACAAUCCGGUCGAUCUUAGCAAGAAAGAAGAGAGCUCGAUCAAUGGCGGGUGCAGCGAAGGCGUCGUGGAUGGUGGCGAUGAGCGUGGGCGCCGUGGAGGCGCUCAAGGACCAGGGCGGACUCUGCCGCUGGAACUACGCGCUGCGGUCCAUCCACAAAGCAGCCAAGGCCAACGCCGCCGGCGUCUCUCAGGGCAAGAAGCUGCCUGCUUCUGCGGCGGCGGUGGCGGAGAGGAGGAGAGCGGAGAAGGCCGAGGAGGGGCUGAGGACGGUCAUGUACCUCAGCUGCUGGGGUCCCAAUUAGUAUAUAGCACGAUCUAAUUAGCUAGGAGUGAGUCUGUAGUAGCAGCCAUGGCCUAAGAACUUGGCCGGUUGCCUCCUGAUUGUAAUAUACCAAGAUGAUGAUGAUAACUUCUGUUACUCGAGUA